AUGAACAACAUCCUCCCCAAGACAGCUACAGAGCUCAACCCCGGCGAGACCAAGCUCCCAGAUGACGCGCCAGAACCUGAAGGCGCACAUGAUGUGCAAAUGAGUGAUGCUAAAGAAGUCUCGAAGGACAAUAUCUCGAAACGAGCCUCGAGAGAGAUUCCGGAUCAGAACUUUGCUGAGGAGGUUACGGUGGGGAAUAGAGAGGAUGACCCGCAGAUUAAGGUCACGAAGAAGGACCAAGCACAAAGCAGCAAAGACGACGACGAUGAGGCACAAGUCAGCGAUAUCGAUGAGCCGAAGGAGGAGACACAUACGAUCACUAUCGAGAUCCCCGAGAAGAUGAAGGCAAUUAAGAUCAUUGAAGGCAACAAGGCAGAAAUACAGAGUGUCGCUGUACCGGCUUUGAGGGACGACUACGUUCUGUGUAAGGUGAAUUGUGUUGCGCUGAAUCCGACUGAUUGGAAGCAUAUUGAUAGGAUUGGGAAGCCUGGAUCGACCGUGGGUUGUGAUAUGGCUGGCAUGGUCCUGGAGAUUGGCAAGGAUGUGAAGAAGGAGUGGCAGGUGGGAGACCGGAUCGCUGCAUUUGUGCAUGGUGGCAACCAGUCGCAGAAGGAAGACGGUGCCUUCGGCGAGUUCUGUGUGGUGAAAGGAGAUCUUGGUCUGAAAAUUCCAGACGCGAUGAGUGACACAGAUGCGGCAACACUUGGAGCUGGAGUGAUAACGUGCGGGCAAGCUCUUUACCAAGGCUUAAAACUGCCUCUUCCUGGAGAUGGUAUGGAGAAGUACGGCGGAUUCUUACUCGUCUACGGCGGCAGCACAGCAAGUGGAACGCUGGCAAUCCAAUACGGCAUCCUCUCGGGCUGCCGCGUAAUCACAACAGCCUCCACACACAACCACCCCCUCCUCAAAGCCCUCGGCGCCGAAGAAGCCUUCGACUACAAAGACCCCGGCUGCGCAAAGAAAAUCCGCGACUACACCAAAGACGACCUCCGCAAAUGCCUCGACUGCAUCGCCGAAGGCAACUCCCCCAAAAUCUGCGAAGAAUCCAUCUCCUCCCAAGGCGGCACCAUCUCCUACCUCCUCAAAACCACCCAUACCCGCGAGGACGUUGAAAACAUCAGGACUCUGGGGUAUACGAUUUUCGGGGAGACGUUUGAGAAGUUCGGGAUCAAGAGUGAGGCGAAGCCGGAGGAUUUCGAGCAUGCGAAGAAGUUUUAUGAGUUGACGCAGAAGCUGGUGAGUGCGGGACAGUUGGCGCCGCAUCCGGCGGAGGUGGGAAAGGAUGGGUUGAAGGGGGUGUUUGAGGGGUUGGAGAAGUUGAGGAAGGGGAAUGUUAGUGGGAAGAAGUUGGUUUAUAGGGUCGGGCAGACGCCGAAGUAA
Fulvia fulva is the source of this 1380-nucleotide messenger RNA. RefSeq names its product Hps1-dma1 cluster oxidoreductase toxD. Gene Ontology annotation, molecular function: oxidoreductase activity, acting on NAD(P)H. Bases 1 to 1380 code for a protein of 459 amino acids. NCBI's taxonomy places the organism in Eukaryota, Fungi, Ascomycota, Dothideomycetes, Mycosphaerellales, Mycosphaerellaceae. The record is from RefSeq and is a predicted model, not a curated record. The transcript is spliced from 8 exons.